Danio aesculapii is the source of this 5474-nucleotide messenger RNA. It is a transcript of the gene nfe2l1b, whose product is annotated as nfe2 like bZIP transcription factor 1b. The transcript has 6 exons. Gene Ontology annotation, biological process: regulation of transcription by RNA polymerase II. Gene Ontology annotation, molecular function: DNA-binding transcription factor activity, RNA polymerase II-specific; RNA polymerase II cis-regulatory region sequence-specific DNA binding. The record is from RefSeq and is a predicted model, not a curated record. Lineage: Eukaryota; Metazoa; Chordata; Actinopteri; Cypriniformes; Danionidae. Gene Ontology annotation, cellular component: nucleus. Bases 469 to 2865 code for a protein of 798 amino acids.
UUUCGGCCAAGUUGUCGGCAAGAGGAAAUUCUGCAAGUCAUGGUGGGCCAUUCAAAGCGAGAGGGGAGUGACAACCAUACAGAUAUCUGAGGGGAUAAGUGCGUGGUUAGCUGGAAGUGACUAAUGACAGUGGUUGUGAAUGCAUAUGGAUGUAUUCGGAGUCAUUUGUCAGUAAACUCAUUCUGAGAAAAACUCAUGCUUGCAGAUAUAAGCUGGAUAUCAUUUGGGGCGAAAAAGCGUUUAUCAAAAACAAAAGUAGAUUCAACUUUAGUUGUAUUUAAUUAAAAGCACAUGACUGUGGAACAAAGCGAGCAUCCUUUUAUGUCGUGUCUGCUUUUGAUUUUCUAUUAUAUACAAGGUUAAACGUAAACUAAAUUGCUUUGACGUUUGUUUGCGUUAUUUGUUUUUCUUUUUUUGCUUUUUAGUUCCUUUUUGAGUUUUUUCUUUUUUUUGUUCCUUUGCAAAGAAAUGCUUUACUUGAAAAAGUACUUCACAGAGGGUCUUAUUCAGUUCACUAUCCUCCUGAGUCUGAUUGGGGUACGGGUGGACUUGGACACUUACUUAAACAAUCAGCUCCCUCCGCUCCGUGAGAUCAUCCUGGGCCCCAGCUCGGCCUACACCCAGACGCAGUUUCACAAUCUCCGCAACACCCUGGACGGCUAUGGCAUCCAUCCUAAAAGUGUGGACCUGGACCAUUUUUUUGCCACUCGUCGGCUAUUGAACCAGGUGCGUUCCCUGGAUCAUCUGCGCGUGCCUAGCACGGAGCUGAGUGCCUGGCUGGUGCAUCGUGACCCUGAGACUGUGGUUUCGGCAACCAGUCAGUCCGGCCCCAGCAUUGCCCUGGACAAUGGGGGCAGCCUGGAGGACGUGAACAACUCUGAAGCCUCGGCCAUGAGAGGGGCUGGCGGUACUUCUGAGACCACUUACAGCCUCAGUGGAGAGGACAGCCUGGGAGCCGUGGCCCCUGAGGACAGCCAGGAGCAAGGGGAGAGAGAGAGCAGCGACGACCUCUCCAAAGAGGACAUUGACCUCAUAGACAUCCUUUGGAGGCAGGAUAUUGACCUUGGUGCUGACCGAGAAGUAUUUAACUUUAGCAGUCGCCAGAAGGAGAGUGAGGCUGAUAAGCCUAAUGAAGAGAAUGAAGAGGCAGGUGGAAGAGAGGAAAGCUGGAGAAAUGGACUUAAUCUCCGAGCAGUGCAGAGCCUAACUCCUGUUGAUGGAGAGACAGGAGAGAGCAUACCUGAGGAGCUUACCAGUCUCGGUGCUCAGACUUCGUUAUCCCUGCAAGAAUGUCUGAGGCUUCUGGAGGCAACUUUUCCAUUUGGAGAAGAGCCAGAGUUCCAGGCCACUGGACCCACCUCACAGCUGAGAGCUACAACUGAAGAAACGCCUUCGACGUCACAAGGGAUUCCUCUACAACCCACACUGUCGCAGUCUGAUACGCCACUAGAUCUGGAGCAGCAGUGGCAGGACAUUAUGUCCAUAAUGGAACUGCAGGACAUGGAGGUGAACAAUACGGCAGUAAAUGCCACCAUAAAUAAUGACCCCAAUAACAACAACAAUGCCAGCACCACAGAAUCAGCAACAGUAGGAAAUUUUGGCCUCCCACGUUCCACUCUCAUUAACCAGGAUGUAAGUCUCCAGCAGGCAUUACUUCCCAGCUGUGGCCAGGACUUUCCCACAGUCUUCAACCCAGAGUUGGGCGGACAGCGGCCUACCUUAGUCAGGCUCUCUUCCAGCAACUCCUCCAACAUCAAUUCAACAUUUGGAGCAACUAACUUGACUGGACUUUUCUUCCCACCACCUUUAAACAGUACAACCAAUGUAACCACUACUCCGGUGCUGCCAGAUCCUUUCACUAGCAUGCUGGAAGAAUCAAUGCUUGAUGAAAUUAGCCUGCUAGACCUUGCGAUGGAAGAGGGCUUCAGCCAAGCCCAGGCUUCUCAGCUCGAGGAUGAGCUUGAUUCAGACUCAGGUCUUUCUUUGGAUUCCAGCCAUAGCCCAGCCUCUCCCAGCAACUCUGAGACUUCCUGCUCAUCAGCCGCGUCAUCUUCAUCCACUUCUGCUACAUUUUCCGAGGAAGGAGCCGUGGGCUACAGCACCGAUUCCGAAGCAGCCACAGCAGAAGCGGAGGAAGGAGCCGUCGGAGGAUACCAGCCAGAGUAUAGCAAACUGUGCCGCAUGAGCUACCAAGACCCUUCUCAAUUCCAUGGCGCACCACAGUUGGAUAGUGUCAAUCACAACCACACCUACAAUCUACCGCUGGCAUCAUCCUACUCGGAGCGUUCUCAGCUGUCCACAUCCAGCAGCAAGAAAGGCAGAGACAAGCAAAUGCAGCAGACGAAGCUCCAGCCCCCUCAAGACUGCAUUGACAGGCAGUCGAGCCGUGAUGAGCGUAGGGCAAGGGCCAUGGACAUCCCGUUCUCCAAUGAAAAGAUCAUCAACCUACCCGUUGAGGAGUUCAACGAGCUUCUGGCCAAGCACCAUCUCAAUGAGGACCAACUGUCCCUCAUACGGGACAUCCGCCGCCGUGGAAAGAACAAAAUGGCAGCACAGAACUGCCGUAAGCGCAAGCUAGAUACAAUCCUGAACCUUGAGCAAGGUGUGCAAGACCUGCACCGUGAGAAGUCUCAACUACUGAAGGAGAAGAUAGAGUACAUGAAAUGCAUCAGACAGACAAAGCAAAAGGUUCAGAGUCUUUCCCAGGAAUUGUUCGCACAACUGCGGGACGAGGAAGGCAGACCCUACUCGGCCAACGAGUACAGUCUACAGUUUGGGCCGGACGGCGUUGUCCUCAUGCCUCGUAACAUGAGCACAGAACAAAGCAACAAGCCUGACAAAAAGCAGAAGGACAAAAAGAAGUGAGGAGCGCGAACUGCUGCCCUUUUAGUUUUCGCAAAGGCACUUUCCAUAAAAGUAUUUCGAAAGGCGAAGGAAGCCUUUUUCUUUGAAGCGAUUCUAGCAAGGAGACGUAAAUUGCAUCAUUGAUUACUCUUCCUGCAUUGGGUUUUCUUUGUUCCUUUUCGGUUCCGAAGUUUUCUCCUCAAAGCGGCAUUAAAGCAGACGUGCUUUAUGUAUUAAAGACCUCUCACUGAUUUACUUAAGGAUGGGAUACUUUCAGAUGCUAACUGAAAGAACUGUUCAGAAACGGGAAGUCAAGGAGGACGCCAGCAAAACGUUCUUAAUUGAAAGAACUGUUUGGUAAUGCUCCCAAAAGUGUAGUUGAUGACAAUACAUCACUAAGAUGACGUUGACCACGAGGAUUCAAAAAUUGUUACAUUUUCAGCAUUAACCUAUGCUGUGUGUGUGUAUGUGUGUGUGUGUGAGUGAGCACAUACCCUGGGAUUUCAUUGGUGGGUAAGAACGAACCGCUGGCAGAAAAGGAGUCUACUGAAUGCUAGAAGUGAAGCCAAAAGAAACUACAGGCAUGCCAAUACUAACCAAAGGUUGUGUUGUGCAAUUCUCUUGUCACCAUACUCAAUCAUCCAGGUCAUUCCGUGGAUCUUAAGUCACAAUUUCACUUGGAAAAAAAGACCUGAAUCUGUCCGUUACUCUUACUGGACCGCAAACUCACCUGAAAUUUCUCUGGAGGGUCAAUACAAAUUGCCAAGGAAUUUGGGUGGUGCAAAAAACGAGAUUGAAUUUAGCUUGAGCAAAAGCAUUGGAGGUACAGAUUGAGGAUGGAUACACACUGCAUUAAAAAAUAAAUCAGCUUCUGUACCCUUUCAGCACUGUAAAUCAACACUGUAGUAAGCUUUUUUCCUCUUCUGCUGGGGAAAGGGGUGUCUCAGGCCCUGCUCCCAGCUUUUAAUGUUACUCUCCCAUUGUGCAUAAACUUUUUAAUAAGCCAUCAAACAUGGAUUUCUGAGUGGCACCAGUGCAGUUUGAAUCAUGUGUCUUGGUAUAUAGGAUUAACUGGAACUGGAGUCAUUUGCUUUUGAAGUUCGAGUUUAGCCUUUGUUGCGGGUCUAAACGUGCCGUUGCACCUUGCGCCGAUGACUUUUUUCAGUUCUAAAUGAAGGAACAUUGCAAAAUGUUUUGGUUGCAGUCGUACUGUAAAAAAAACAAUAUGAAAAAAUGCUCACCGUAUAAAAAUACAAUUAUUUAAAGACACUGGUUAUAUUCAGGGUGUGUUCACACUUGUAGUUCGGUUUGUUUAGCCGGGACCAAAUUUGGUCCUGGUUGGAAUAGCAUUCACACUGUCGUUAUUCAAAAGUCUGAAUCUAAAGAAAAGAAAACCUCAAACUCUUAUUCAUUGCUGUGAGCAGGAGCUUGUGAAGAGUUUAUAAAACGAGUAUAGGCAUAUGUAACGUCAACAUCACCAGGAAUUUCUGUCAUACACAAAGAAAGAUUUGCCGGAUUUUUGUCGCCUGUAUUACACUAAGCAACAUCUAUGAGAAAUGCAAGAUAUGCUUGAAUAUCCGCAGUUUUUUUGUGGUCGCAUCUUGUGAUUUCAUAUCCUGUCUUUUGGUUCAUUGAGAAGAUUUUCAUCCAUGUUGAGUUCAUAUUUCAGACAAACCAUAUGCCAGAGUUUGUAUGGAGGUGGAUCUUUUAACUGGUCUAUUUUUGUUCGGUUCUGACUGCAGUGUAUACUCAAACUCAAAUGAACCACGCUAGCAGAGCAAUUGCUCCAGAAUUUAGAAACGAACCAAACAUGCUAAGUGUGAACACACCCUUAAAUUGAAAUUCUCAUUAUCUGGGUCAACGUCUUAGCUUUGUUGUGACGUGAACCAGAUUAUUUUUAUUUUACUGAAUACACUACUCUUCAAAAAAAGAAAAAAAAAGUACCUUUGUUGCUAAUUACGUGAAGCCACGAAUGGUUUCCUGGCAAAUUAAAGCAAUUUAGCUUGUGCCAAUAACCAACUGGAUCGUGCUUUACUGCAGCCUAAGGAUAUAGCUGACCUUAUACACUGACAUAUCAAUGAAUGGAUAGAAAAAAAACAGUAACGCUGAAGUGAAUGUCUGAUUUACAUAAUGUUAAUCUUCAUCCUCCUCUGUCAGUCCCUGUCGUUUCCAUUUACACUUCAUAUAGUACCACGUGACGCGGUCAGUGUCCGUUUUGGUGCGACAUGAAUAAAUAUGCAAGAAAAGGUCAUUUUUAUUUAAUAAUUGUGUCUCCGAAAUGGAUGAAGAGACAAUCUUUACGUUUCUGGUUACAAAUACUUAGUGUAGUUGGGGUAGAGCUAAAGAAAAAGACGAGUGAUUCAUUCACUUAGAUGAACGUUUGAAUCCCCGUUAUAAUGUUAUAACUACUUGCCAUGAAGCACUGUUGUUUCUUUUUGUUUGUCUUGUUGGGUUGUAAAUAUUUUUGUGUUCUGUACGUCUCUUGUCCUAACUGCUUGGUUUAGCCAGGCCAUUUUGCACCUUCUUUGAAUUUGCCUGUUCAGAGUAUUCCUAUAUGAUUUAUGUUGAGAGAUUUGCUGGCAAUCUGGAAUUGUUCUUUUAUUAAUUAUAAUAAACUUUUGUUUCAUUUC